Molecule: messenger RNA, 1881 nt
Organism: Drosophila mojavensis
Lineage: Eukaryota; Metazoa; Arthropoda; Insecta; Diptera; Drosophilidae
Gene: Snmp1
Product: sensory neuron membrane protein 1
Exons: 7
Coding region: 156-1775 (539 amino acids)
Cellular component (GO): membrane; cytoplasm
Molecular function (GO): scavenger receptor activity
Source: RefSeq, a predicted model, not a curated record
CUGACUUCAGACCUUAGUCGAACGUUGGCCGAUUCGAAUCAAUUGUUUUCAGUUUUCAGUAGUGCGGCAACUGCGAACGGGUAGCAUCGUAAUAGAAAUUCUUGGCCAAGAUAAAUUUUGAAAUAAUUUUAAAUAUAUUAAAUCGAAUCAACAAGAUGUUAAUGAAUCGCUUGAAACUGUUAACAGCAUCCGCUGGUAUAUUCGUUUUCGCCAUUAUAUUCGGAUGGAUUAUAUUUCCACAGAUCUUAAAGUUUAUGAUAUCGAAGCAAGUCACACUUAAGCCGGGCACAGAUAUACGUGCUCUAUGGGCGGCUACGCCCUUUCCUCUGCAUUUCUAUGUCUAUGUUUUCAAUGUAACCAAUCCAGAGGAGGUUGCAAUGGGCGGCAAGCCCCGCGUCCAAGAGAUCGGACCGUAUGUCUUCGAUGAGUGGAAGGAUAAAUAUGAUUUGGUUGACGAUGUCGUCGAGGAUACCAUAUCUUACAAUAUGCGCAACACCUUUAUAUUUAACGAAAAAGCCUCAAGUCCACUGACGGGAGAAGAAAUUAUUACCAUGCCACAUCCAUUGUUGCAGCCCGCUGGAAUCAAUGUGCAACGUGAGCGAGCGGCGAUGAUGGAGCUGGUUGCCAAGGCGCUGGCAAUUGUCUUUCCGGAUGCAAAUGCUUUUCUCAGCGCCAAGUUUAUGGAUUUCUUUUUCCGUGGCAUCAGCGUCAACUGCUCAUCGGAGGAAUUUGCAGCCAAGGCACUGUGCACGGUUUUCUACACGGGCGAGGUGAAGCAGGCCAAGCAGGUCAACGGGACGCAUUUUCUAUUCUCUUUCUUGGGUCAGGCCAAUCACACAGAUGCCGGACGUUUUACAGUCUUUCGCGGCGUCAAGAACAAUAAAAAACUGGGCCAGAUCGUCAAAUUCGCCAAUGAGCCGGAAAUGGACGUCUGGCCGGGCGACGAGUGCAAUCAGUUUAUUGGCACCGAUUCGACAAUCUUUGCGCCGGGCAUGAAGCGCGAACAGGGCCUGUGGGCCUUUACGCCGGACAUCUGUCGAUCACUGGGCGCUGUCUAUCAACGUAAGUCGUCAUACCAUGGCAUGCCCUCACUCAGGUAUACCCUGGACUUGGGCGAUGUUAGUGCGGAUGAGAAGCUGCAUUGUUUCUGCAAGGAUCCCGAAGACUUGUCCACUUGCCCGCCUAAAGGCACCAUGGAUCUGUCGCCUUGUGUGGGCGGUCCCCUCAUGGCCUCCAUGCCGCAUUUCUAUAAAGGCGAUCCCAAGCUGAUUCAAGAUGUUGAUGGGCUCCAUCCCAACGAGAAGGAUCAUGCUGUUUAUAUAGACUUUGAGCUGAUGUCGGGCACACCAUUUCAGGCCGCUAAGCGUUUGCAGUUUAAUAUGGAUGUGGAGCCUGUCGAGGGCAUUGAACAAAUGAAACACCUCCGAAAGCUUAUCAUGCCCUUGUUCUGGAUUGAGGAGGGCGUGCAUCUGAACAAAACCUACACCAACUUGGUCAAAUACACGCUAUUUCUCGGCCUCAAAAUCAACUCCGCCCUACGCUGGACCCUAAUCACUCUGUCCUUAGUUGGCAUGAUGUCUGCUGGCUAUUUGUUCUAUCAGAAAUCGGAUGCGCUGGACAUAACCCUGCCGCCCAAGAUCAUCAAGGAUACGAACAAGGUGGCCAACCAGCCGAGACCCGAGAAGCAAGAACAACAGCCAACCUCGCCAGUAGCUGUGCCCAUACCAGGCGUUAAUCUCUCCAAUCCGAAAGUGGAGCAGAGGGCGCGCUACUAACCGAGACUCACAUCAUCGAAAUAGCUGUCGUUAUUGUUUUCGUAUAUUUGUAGUUGAAACACCUGUAGUCCAAUAAGCACGCGCUAAUAAAUAUGGCAAAGACCAA